GAAGGCCGGUCGGGUGGGGUAUUUAAGUAGUCUUCGGCGCCCAGUUGCGAGAGAGAAGACCCACAGAAGCCAAACCGCCAUCAAAUGCUGGCAACGUCCUGCUGCUUUUGAGACACAAAAAGGUCAAGAAGAGCCAGCUGCUUGCUUAAACGGUCUCCCAGUGUUCGUCCAAACACCGAUCCGUUCAAACAUCCAGUUCUGUGGACACUUUUAUUUCGUUUCUUUUUGUUCUUUUCUUUUCCACCGCAUUUCGUGAGUCCCGACUUGUCAUAGCUUUGACGUCUCGACGCUAUCGUUUCUCCAUUGUCUGCCGUGUGCUCCGCAUCUAGCUCUGAAAUAUUAUCCUUUCAUCCCGUUUGUUGCACGCUUUCCGCUCGCCCGUCGUAAACCGCGAUGAUCAAAUUCAAUUGCUCCUUUUCGGCAUUGUUCCUGCUGUUUGGUUUCUCGGCAACAAUAGGCUUUUCCGUGUCGAAUAAUCGGAGAUUGGAUACUGACAGACUACGAGCGGAUGACAAAAUGCUCGCUGAAUUAGCCGAAAGUGGUUCGGGCGAGAGGAUUCAUCUGGAUUCUUGGUUGAAUCCGUCGACUUCCAACACCAAAUCGUGUUGCGACCGCGUACCAAAGAAAUACUUUGUUGGAAAGGGAUUGGAUGGUGAUAUUUCCGUAGAUAUGGGCCAAUGUCGACAGUCUUGUUCAGCCAAAAGGACGAAGAUCAACCGGAAAGAAUUCGAAGCCAUUCUGAAGGCCAACUAUUCUGUUGACCCAGUUGAGUUGUACUUGGCCAUGCAACGAGAUGUUGCGCCAAAGUCGUGCGGCGAGGACUCGCAUUGUUUACCUACGCGCACCGUAGUGGAACGACACAUGACCAUGUCAGGGAUGCAGGAAGUGGCUGUUAUCGAAGACUGCUCUUGCAUGUCUGAUCCUGAGCUCUGUCAUCGUGUCGAGGAGCGCGUCAUUCAUUUCCCAGGAACGCCAUUUGAAACUUCGGUCGAUGUCGGUAGAUGCUCAGGACCUUGCAUGUCUGGUAAUGCGCUCAGCUGCAGGUCGACGCGGAAUAAAACUGUCGCUAUUGCUGGACCGAACGGAGAUGCGUGCGUCGAAGUGAUUGAUAAGUGCAGCUGCACAUCGUCGUGCUACCGCGCCUCGUCGAUGGAACAUGUUUACGACUUUGCUCCGCCGCUAGACGACGAAACAUCAGCAGACAGCCCUGCCAUCAAGGUGGUCGAUGUCGGCAAGUGCGUCGGAGAGUGCAGCACCUCGCAUCACAAGGAGCGCUGCGUUCUCAGAGACAAGGAUGACAACUCCAAGUGCCUGAUGUCCCUUACUCGGCGGGAGAACAACUGCGUUCCUAUGGGCUUCCAGCUGCACCGCUUCCGGAACAAGAACGGUACAAUGAAGAGCAUGCUCUCCAUAACCGACUGUGGCUGCCAAUAAUAUCUGACCAUUCUAUACACACCGAAAGGAUUAUUCCGUGACAAAAAAAAAAUCAUCGUUGAAGUGCUUAACAACGCCAUCACAUCGACAUUUUAUUUAAUCGUUUUGUAUUAUCUAAUUUGAUAUAUAUAUUUUUCAGUCGUUUUGGUUUAUUGGCCAAUCUGCUCACUUUUUUUCCAAAUAUUUCCAUUCACAAAACGAAUUGACGAUCUAUGACAGCCAGCCGCUCAGAAAAUAGAGGCACUGUGAUAAUGUAUGGAAUGCAUUUUAGAAACCCAAUAAGAGAACUAAGAUAUUGCAAAUAAUCAUCAAGGAAUUUCAAAACAUCAUUUGAAGCGUUUUGGAUAUCUUUUAUGAACUUGCUUGCUGCUCGCUUUUGUUCUGUUUAACCGGUUUAAUCUUUUGUAAAUAAAUAAACAACGCUGAACUUAAAAGACGCCGCCGCUUUGAUUUGCUUAUCGGAAAUCAGUGACUCUUUACGGAAUGAUAAUGUCGAUUACAAUUUGGACCGGUAUAUAUCAAUAUAUGCACACUCAGUAUUUUUCUUGAGCAAUUUAAUCUUUGUUUUUUUAGAAAAGUAUAA
Molecule: messenger RNA, 2017 nt
Organism: Daphnia pulicaria
Lineage: Eukaryota; Metazoa; Arthropoda; Branchiopoda; Diplostraca; Daphniidae
Exons: 8
Coding region: 394-1434 (346 amino acids)
Source: RefSeq, a predicted model, not a curated record